AUGAGAAAAGAGCCGUUCGGUGCCUGGGUUUCGAUGCUAGAUACCGUGUACGAGUAUGGCUGGCUCGUAUUUUCCGAUCGCACACAUCCCGACUUUCCCGACGAACAAGAGCUGGUCGCCAUUGUUUAUGACGGCUUUGGCGACGGACUGGACGCCUCCGAAUUUUCUGUUGAGGCCGACCCGAUAGAGGCCGACCCGAGCUCCUGA
This is a messenger RNA of Mytilinidion resinicola, 207 nucleotides long. RefSeq lists its product as uncharacterized. Lineage: Eukaryota; Fungi; Ascomycota; Dothideomycetes; Mytilinidiales; Mytilinidiaceae. Bases 1 to 207 code for a protein of 68 amino acids. The transcript is spliced from 2 exons. The record is from RefSeq and is a predicted model, not a curated record.